AAAACCAAACACGAAAAAAGUCAUUGUCUUGUUUUGAUGGAGAAACACAGAAAAAAGCAAAGUUAUCUUUGUCUUCACUCAACAACACCUCACCAAAUUGAUGUUAUUGCUAUGACUAUAACAAAAGGCUCCAACCAUACUUUUUCUUUAUAGCUAAAAUCAAAUCUUUUUAUGGGAAAGAUUGAAAUAACUAAAAAUAGGAAGGCACAAGAGUUGCAGUUUAUUGUAUGUUUGGGACAACUGUUUAGCUCUGUGUUUGCUGUUGAAGAUUUGAUGAGGAUGGUAAUUUUUCUUGCAUGGAUGAUGUGUAUAAAAAGUUGAUUUCUCUUGUGUGGAAAGCCUCAACUUUUUGUAACAUGCCUUUGUGUUUUUUAUGUUGGGGGGGUGGCUUAGAAUAGAAGGAAUUUUGUUUAAGAAUGAGGAGGUAGGUUGUCCCUUGGAUGGACCGAAGGAGUUGGUUGUGGCGGAGGAAAUCAUCGGAGAAAAGUCCGAGUGGUGAAACUGAAAGCUCAGUUGGAUCCAUUUCAUCCCUUUCUGAGAGGUUCUCUGAUGAUCAGGUUCUUCUGAAUCACAACAUUCAAUCACCUGAAGUCACAUCUAAAACUGCUCCCAAUGAUGAAGAACUUAAUGAAACUGUCAAGACUCUAUCAGCUAAAUUAUCAGAAGCUCUUGUGAACAUCCGUGAGAAGGAAGACUUGGUAAAGCAGCAUGCCAAAGUAGCCGAGGAAGCUGUCUCAGGAUGGGAGAAGGCUGAAGCUGAAGUAUUGAUCCAGAAGAGACUAGUUGAGACAGCAAACCAAAAGAACUCAAUCCUUGAGGACCGUAUCAGCCAUCUUGAUGGAGCACUUAAAGAGUGCCUGAGACAGCUUCGACAGGCAAGAGAAGAGCAAGAGCAGAAAGUCCAGACAAGUUCUGAGUGGGAGCCUAGAAAGUCUGAACUUGAAAAUAAGCUUGUUCAGCUCCAGUCUCAACUGCAAGCCAAAGACAGUAACGUCCAAGAUGUUCAGAUUAGGCUUGAAUAUGUGGAGAAACAGAAUUCAAUCCUCAAGCUUGAGCUUGUUUCCAUAUCUGAGGAGCUCAAACUGAUGACAUCUGAGAGAGACUUAAGCACUCGUGCUGCUGAAACUGCUAGCAAACAGCAGCUGGAGAGUAUCAAGAAGGUGGCUAAGCUUGAAGCAGAAUGCCGUAUGCUCAAGGCAGCUCAGAAAAGAUCAGCAGUUAAUGACCACAAGUCUACAGUCAGAAAUGAUAGUUGCAAAAUGAGUAGUUUGGAGCCAAUUAAUAGUGACCAGAGCAGUUCUGGCUUCUUGUCUUCUGCUUUAGUUUCUGAAUUGAGUCAGUAUAAACAUGAAAAGCCACAUACAAGAGACCUUAUAGCAUCGUCUCUGGAGAUAAAUCUGAUGGAUGAUUUUCUUGAGAUGGAGGAGCUUGCAGCACGUCCUGACACAGUGUGUGAAAGCAGCAAUGACAGAGGAGCUCACACCAGUGAACCCAUUUCAAAAACUGAAGUUAGAGCCGCAAUUAGUCAGACAGCUGAAGUGGAAAAGUUGGCAAAGAUGGAGGAGGAGAAAUUGAAACUAGAAAUGGAAUUAACUGAGUGUCAGGGCAAGCUUAAGAUAUCUAAAGAACAGUUAGAAGAAACAAAGGACAAUCUAAUUGAGGUAAGAGCUCAGUUAUCUAUGGCAAAUGAAGCAAGGAGAAAAUUGGAGGCUGAAUUCAAGGCUAAUACAACAAAGCUUAAAGACUUCACAGAACAUUCGCAGAAAAUGGAGGCUGAGAUUGUGGAGCUCAAAGCAAAGUUAUCUAUGGAAAAUGAAGCCAGGAGAAAAUCGGAGGCUGAAUUCAAGACUACUAUGACAAAUGUUAAAGAUUUAACAGAACAUUCGCAGAAAAUGGAGGCUGAGAUUAUACAGCUCAAAGCAAAGUUAUCUAUGGCAAAUGAAGCAAAGAAGAAGACUGAGGCAGAAGUCGAGUCUGCCAAUACUACAGUCAAGAAUUUAGAUGAACGCUUAGAAGAAACACAAAUUGAUGUAGCGGAGCUCCAAGCUCAGCUCAUUAUAGCUAAUGAAGCAAAAAGAGCUGCUGAGGCUGAACUUGAGGCUACCAAUGUGAAGCUUAUGAAAUUAGAGUUUUGCUUGGAGGAAACUGAAAGCAAGUGUUUAGGGCUUCAAACCCAACUAGAAAUGGUGGAAGGAAUGAAAUCUGGAGUUGAGGCUGAACUUGAAGCUACCAAUGCAGAGAAAUAUGUGUCAGAGUCACAACUUAAAGCGACAGAAGUGAAGCUGCAAACGUUGCUUUCUAAAGUUGAUUCUCUUCAAGAAGAGCUUUGCGAGGAAAGGGAUUUGCACCAGAAAACUGCUGCAAAGUUGCAGCAACUGGAAAUUGAUAAUUCAGUGAUAAAAUAUGCCCACCUUCAGAAAGCAACUAUAGUCGGGGAAUUUAAAAUCAAUAAGGAUAAAGAAAUGGCAGUAGCAGCUAGUCGAUUUGCAGAGUGCCAAAAGACAAUCGCUUCCAUUAAUUGGCAAUUGAAAUCCCUUGCUAUCAUGGAUGAUUUCUUGAUUGACUCAGAUGAAACAUUGCAGAUACAAUGACAUCCCCCUAAAGGUUUGGUUCAAGGAGUUUCCUUCUUGUGGCUCUCCCUACCAAAGAUUCUGAAACUCAAGAACUUCGAAUAGACUGACAGGGUUGGUCGCCUUUAAAUUGACAAUUUCUUUUUGGAAGGAGGAUAAAUGUCGAAGAUUGAAAUGCAGCAUAAAACCCGUAGAAUUCACGAUGGAACAAUUGGAUAGCUGAAGAAGUUGCAAAGCUGGAAUAACAAAGUCUUUGGUGCCAUUUAUUAAGUGCUUAGACAUGAAUUUAUUAGGUAGAUAAUUUUUUUUAAAAGUCAUGCGAUGUACUAUUGAUUAUUAAGUGCUUAUUUGAAGUAUAUAAAGGUUCCAAAUUCAUUGUACAGGACGUUUCACAAGAAAAAGUAUGUCCUCAUGUAUCAUACAAUUAUUGCACGACUCUUUAUCUCAUUAUUAAAUGGUUGAGAAACAA
Lycium barbarum (goji berry) is the source of this 3039-nucleotide messenger RNA. RefSeq names its product filament-like plant protein 3. The transcript has 5 exons. The record is from RefSeq and is a predicted model, not a curated record. Bases 441 to 2591 code for a protein of 716 amino acids. NCBI's taxonomy places the organism in Eukaryota, Viridiplantae, Streptophyta, Magnoliopsida, Solanales, Solanaceae.